CAUGCUGUCUGGACUGCUCAUCUCGGCUCAUGACGAAGAUGACGGUCGCGGACCACAGUCUCUCAUAGACAUUGCCGAUAUAUCUACGAUGGCGUUAUUCCAUGCCAUGGUCCAAGCUUCGCGGACUAGCCCGACCCCACUGGUGAUCGGCGAUGACCAACUUUGUAGAAUGAAAGGCAUGUCGCAAAGCCCCGACUAUAACUGCAACGGAAUUCCGAAAGCAAGGUUCCUCAUCGACUCAGGGCGAUACGACGAAGAUCAUGGAGAAGGCGCGAUGCAGGAGAUGGUCAACAAGAUUCGCGAAGAGAGACGGCGGGCGGCCCAGGACCGUGGCGCGUCAUAG
This is a messenger RNA of Fusarium redolens, 343 nucleotides long. RefSeq lists its product as uncharacterized. The transcript has 2 exons. NCBI's taxonomy places the organism in Eukaryota, Fungi, Ascomycota, Sordariomycetes, Hypocreales, Nectriaceae. The record is from RefSeq and is a predicted model, not a curated record. The annotation marks the transcript as partial.